Messenger RNA from Strongyloides ratti, 930 nucleotides. RefSeq lists its product as hypothetical. Lineage: Eukaryota; Metazoa; Nematoda; Chromadorea; Rhabditida; Strongyloididae. The transcript is spliced from 3 exons. The coding region runs from base 1 to 930 and encodes 309 amino acids. The record is from RefSeq and is a predicted model, not a curated record.
AUGCAGAAGAUUAUAAAUUCUUCUAUUCGGGAGUCGAGGUCAUUUACUAAUGAUAUAAAACAAUCAACUAAUUUUUCAAACAAAUCAAAUUCAGUUGACUAUAAUUGUAUUAAAGUACUUUCACUUGGAUUAGAUUCUAUAGCAACACUUAGUAAUGGAUUAAAAGUUGUUCUAUCUGAAUCAUUAACACAUGUGAAAUCUUUUGCUGAUAAGGUUAAAAUUGUUGAAAAACUUAUAAUUAAUGAUAAUGUAAUGAAUAAUGAAGAUUUUAUUAAUGAAUUAUUGAGGGAAGCUAUCCAACGUGAUAUUACUAUAAAAAAUAUUACUAUAAAUUUUAUUAUUUCAACAGAAGGAAGGAUGGAACCUAACUGUAUUUCUAUUAAUCAACGUUUGUACCAAAAAAUAAUUAGAAUUAUUGGAAUUAAUCAUAAAAGUUUAAAACGUGUUGUUCUAAAAUUCAAUUGUGAUGGUAAAAUUCUUAUUGAAAGAAAUGGGAAUACAACCAAUCUUGUGUAUGAAUAUGAAUCUUCUUUUGGUGUUUUCUCCAAACUAAUAUAUCCUGUAUUUAAAGCUUUUAAAGCAGGAAACUCAAAGGCAUUUACAAAUUUUUUUCUAACUCUUAACAUCUCAAAAAAGGAAUCUCUUCAUCUUCAAAGAAUAUUUCAGGCACUUUUAGAAGCAAAACAGCGUCUGUAUUUAUCAACCCUUACCAUAACAUCACCAAAUGCAGUAGAUGUAGUAUUUAUUACAAAUUUUAUUAAAGAUUCUUUGUCAACAAUAACAUCAUAUAAAAAUCUUAAUACAUUAACAUUUAACUUUCCUCAAUUUAACGGCAGUUUGGAGAACAUUACUUUAUCGCUGAAAUCUAAUGUACUGCCUAAUUGCAGUAAAAUAAUAAAUGCUAGUAAGCAUAAUAUUAUUUUUGUUUAA